AUGGCAACUCCUUGGCCAAUGAGAAGAGAGAGGUUUUCCCAUGGCUCUGUCCCCCUUGCUAGAUGGUCGGCGCCCUCCUUAAUGCUCCUAUGGUUGCUGUGGGCGUUGCUAUGGCUGCUGUGGCCUACCCGAGCUGAACUGGUGGGUGGCGGGGGACAGGGGGCAAAGGCCGUCCCCGGUUCCUCGCCGUCCCUGUCGUUGUCCCCCUCCUCCUCAUCAUCCUCCUCCUCCUCGUCCUCAUCUUCAUCGUGGGGGUUCAGCACGAGGCAGAGCCGAGGGCAGCUGGACUGGCUGCUGUCAGAAAAAGGUCCUUUCCACCGCUGUCCGGAGUACACCGAGUUCAGAGAGAGGUUCCAGCAGGGAUUUUCUACCAGAUACAAGAUUUACAGGGAGUUCAGCCAUUGGAAGGUGAACAGCCUUGCCACUGAGAAGAGAGAUUUCCUCAAAGCGCCGUUGCCCUUAGCACCCGAGUUCCUGCGCAACCUGCGGUUACUGGGGCGACGGCCAACCCUGCAGCAAAUCAACGAGAACCUCAUCAAGAAGUACGGGACCCACUUCCUAGUCUCUGCUACCCUGGGAGGAGAGGAGUCCCUGACCAUUUUCCUGGACAAGCAGAAGCUGAGUAAGAAGUCUGAGGGCAACAGCAACAGCUCAGUGGUCUCACUAGAGCUGCUCCACCAGCUUGCAGCUUCUUACUUCACAGACCGAGAGAGCACCCUGAGGAGGCUGCACCACCUCCAGAUAGCCACGUCUGCUAUCAAGGUAACCGAAACAAGGACGGGCCCUCUCGGCUGCAGUAACUAUGACAGCUUGGAUUCGGUUAGCUCGGUGUUGGUGCACAGCCCAGAAAAUAAGAUCCACCUUAAGGGUUUGCAAGAUGUCCUCCCAGAGUUCCUCCGUGGGCGUUUUGUGGAGGCAGCUCUCAGCUAUGUGGCGUGUAACUCGGAGGGUGAGCUGCUCUGCCGCAACAACGACUGCUGGUGCCGAUGCUCAGCCCGCUUCCCAGAAUGCAACUGUCCCUUUGCUGACAUCAAGGUCAUGGAGGAGAACCUGAAGAAGAGCAAAGAGGCCUGGAGCAGCUUCAACCAAGAAUUCAUGGAAUCAGAUGAAUUCAAAGCCUUCCUGAAGCGCUUGCCCACCGACCGGUUCUUGAAUGUCUCCACGAUCUCCAAGUUCUGGUCAGCCGACCUGUCCCUCCAGAAGCGCUACAGCCAGCUGGAGUCCAGCACUGCCCUGGUCCUGGGAAAAGCCCAGAAGAUUGUCAGGAAACUGUUCACCUUGAGCAAACGCUGCCCCAAGCAACCCAGUGUGAGCCUGCCCCGGGAGAGGCCUGUAAGGUUUUGGUUGAACAAGGCACAGUCUCUGCUCUACUGCAACGAGCAUGGUGCUCUGGGCUUCUUCUCUGAGGAGGUGAAGAGCUGUAGCUGCCCUGUGGAGCAGCCCUCCUGCCAGGGAGUUGUUCCCUGUGUUGUCGGCACCUCAUCAACCUCCUGCUCCUCCUGUGCUGCCGACAAUGCCACCCGCUGCGGCUCCUGUCACCAUGGCAACCUUCUUCAUUUCGGUUUAUGUCGGCCAAGCAUCGCUGCGUCCCUGGACCAUUAUCUGAACUUUGACCUGGACAUGCCUGAUGCUGAGGUGAAGUAUCUGCUUCAACGUCUAGACAGCAGGAUAGAGGUCCAUGCCAUCUACAUAAGCAAUGAUGUUCGUCUGGGAAGUUGGUUCAACCCUGCCUGGAGAAAGAGGAUGCUGCUGACACUGAAGAGUAACAAGAACAAGUCCAAUCUUAUCCACAUGCUCAUGGGCAUCUCCUUCCAGAUUUGCUCCACAAAGAAUUCAACACUGGAGCCCGUGCCUGCGGUUUACGUGAAUCCUUUCGGGGGAAGUCAUUCAGAGAGCUGGUUCAUGCCAGUGAACCAGCCUGACUUCCCUGACUGGGAGAGAACUCGAUUGGACGCUGUUGUCACGUCACAGUGUUACAACUGGACACUGUCACUGGGUAACAAAUGGAAGUCCUUCUUUGAAACAGUGCACAUCUACCUGCGAAGCCGCAUCAUCACAGAUGACCCUACAGUCAAUGAAACACUCUUCUAUGAACCAUUGGACCUGGACGACCAGACGUCCAAUCUGGGGUAUAUGAAGAUCAACACGCUAAAGGUUUUUGGAUACAGCAUGCACUUUGAUCCUGAGGGCAUCAAGGAUUUGAUUCUCCAGCUGGACUACCCUUAUACACAGGGCACACAGGAUGCUGCCUUUCUGAUGUUGUUGGAGAUGAGAGAUCGGAUUAACCGGCUCUCGCCACCCGCACCGCAGCCACUGGACCUGUUCUCAUGUCUGCUGCGCCACCGGCUCAAGCUGUCAGCCGGCGAGGUGGCACGCAUAAAGGAUUCCUUGCAAAUGUUCAACUCUAAGCUCCCCAAUGCCUCUCCUGAGCCUGAGCUUGCCCAGCUGUGUAGUUAG
Molecule: messenger RNA, 2457 nt
Organism: Myripristis murdjan (pinecone soldierfish)
Lineage: Eukaryota; Metazoa; Chordata; Actinopteri; Holocentriformes; Holocentridae
Gene: brinp2
Product: bone morphogenetic protein/retinoic acid inducible neural-specific 2
Exons: 8
Coding region: 1-2457 (818 amino acids)
Biological process (GO): cellular response to retinoic acid; positive regulation of neuron differentiation; nervous system development
Cellular component (GO): dendrite; cytoplasm; neuronal cell body
Source: RefSeq, a predicted model, not a curated record